AUGAGUCAGCCACCACCAGAUUGGGCGAGGCUCUUCACGGUGUCGCCCGACUCGGAGACAGAGAGUUUGACAAGCGACCAGGAUGGAGAGGAGUCGAGGAUCGAAAGAGACGAAAACUGGGCCGCUGAUAUAUCACGUAGCAUGCAAGAGGCUCAUCUGGAGGACCCUUCGAAAACUUGGGACACGGAACGAUUCUGGCAACUCAUUCGCAAGGCCCACCAAAUGUCAUUGCUACAUGACAUUCUCCCUGCAGCAGAUUCUGAAGGAGCGACCUUCCUGCUUCACCCACUCAUCCGUGACUGGCUGCAACUCCGGCUACGCGCUAAACAGCGUCGUAGAUAUUCUCACGAAGUCGUCCACACGCUCUGCAGCUCUAUCCGGACUUGUGAAAACAUGCGCACGGAUCCUAGAACCAAACAGUUGCUGCUCCAGCACAUGGACGCUGCUCAGUUGAACAUAAGAGAAUUCUUCAACGGACAUCUUUUGGGUCAAGAGAGAGAGACCUCUGACAGUGCUGUCCAGUUCGCGAGCUUCUAUUUUGAGCAAGGUCGGUUUGAAGCCAGUUUGAAUUUAUAUCGUGAACUUAUAGAGACAACGACAAGACUGAUGGGCAGGGAGCACCCAGACACACUGACUACGAUGAACAACUUCGCCAUGGUACUGGGGGAACAAGGCAAGUAUAAUGAGGCGAAACCGAUAAUCCAGGAAGUUUUGUAUGUUCGUCAGAAGGUAUGGGGCGCAGAGCAUCCAGAUACCCUAAUUAGCAUGAACAACCUCUCCUACAUCUUGAGAAAAGGCCAAAGCAAAUAUAGCGAGGUUGAGCGAAUACGUCGAGAUGUUUUGAAGAUGAGGGAGAAGAUACUGACAAAGGAACAUCCUAGCACAUUAGAGAGCAUGAAUAACCUCGGAACGGUACUACUGCGUCGAGGCAAGUAUGAUGAAGCGGAACAGAUGCUCAGAGAAGCCUACGAAGCCAUGGAUAAAUUGCAGGGGGCCGAGCAUCCAGGAACAUUAGGAAGCAUGAUCAACCUUGCUCGACUAUACAGAGAUCAGGGGAGGUACGUAGAAGCUGAGAGAAUCGGUCGGCGUGUGGUGGAAGCCAUGGAAAGGGUACAAGGCAAGGAGCAUCCAGACACCUUGAAGAGCGUGGGUACCCUUGCAGAAACGCUGAGGCGUCAGGGUAAAUACGAUGAAGCGGAGCAGAUGAGCCAGGAGGUUCUGGAAGUGAGUGGCAGAGUGCUGGGCAAAGAGCACCCCUCCACGUUGAAGCGUAUGAGCCGGCUCGCUUUGGUCUUCAAGUGUCAAGGUCGUGAUGACGAUGCCCUGGCACUCAUGCUCAGUUGCCUGGAACUGAAGAAGGUGAUCCUCGGGCCUGUGCAUCCAGCAACUCAAUUCUCAUCUGAACAAGUUGCAGCGUGGAUGGUCCCACGGAGCGAAAACGGGACCGUCUAA
Molecule: messenger RNA, 1452 nt
Organism: Exophiala bonariae
Lineage: Eukaryota; Fungi; Ascomycota; Eurotiomycetes; Chaetothyriales; Herpotrichiellaceae
Exons: 1
Coding region: 1-1452 (483 amino acids)
Cellular component (GO): kinesin complex
Molecular function (GO): protein binding
Source: RefSeq, a predicted model, not a curated record